AAACAAGAAGAAGAAGAUAAAACGCGCGAGAAUUUAGCUGCAGGGUGUCUGGUUUUGUUACACGAGAAGAAAUAAAUUGUUUGUGGAAGCUGUAUGCCAAAUCACUAGCAACAUGGACCGCACGUUUUCGUUUAGCAUGGGUCCGAUAAAAAACAGUACAAUGUCCAGAUCACGUCAAUCGCUUGGCGGGUCGCUUUUCUCCGGAGGCGGAAGGUCUACGAACACGAGCACAUUUGCGCGUCAAGGCUCUGGGCGCUACAGUUUAUCUUCCCGUUCAAAUGUGUCCAGCAUGCGCGUUGUUGCCAAAUCUGAAUACAACAUUCUCGAGUCGUACGGUAUUGCAUUACCUGUGCAAGUGACCGAGGUACUAACGUUUAAUGAACGGAACGUCAACGUCUCGGUUAACUACAGCCCGAAUGGUUGGGCAUGGUUGGUCCAAGGGCGCCGCCUGUUUGUUUGGCAAUAUCGUGAUAGUCCGGUAGGGAAAACUGCUGGGAGCUUCGGUGGAGAUCAAUUUUCGACUCCCCGGCGUCCAUAUGCGGGCCAGUGCCGCCAGCUUACCCUACCGCACUGUGAUAUCGGACACAAGGCUACUUUAGUGACUGUAUUUGUCAACGAAGGAUUUCAGAUGGCAUCAUGCUUGGCAGUUUCCCCCGCAGGAGAUGUGCGCUACUGGCAAUCUAUUGCCCACGAUGGUUCUUCCGUCGAUGAGUGCAACAUUCUCGAAGGACAGGAAUUCGAGCAGCUGAUAGGGCUCAGUGGGCAGGAAUUUAUUCUCGCCACGACCACCUGCAGUUUGGUGCGAUUGAACGUACAUCUGCAGAACGGGCGCUACACGGUCGUUCCACGCCUUAUUAAGCCUCCGUCAGGAUUUUUCGGAGGCAUCGGAAAACGGUUUGCUUCCAUAAUAAUCGGAAUGCACUCCAAUCAGGAACGCGAAAAUAAAUUGGUUAAAAUAAGCUGCGAAAAAGUUUCUCAUAAUCCAAAUGAGUGGCAUAUAACAGUGUUGGCCGAUCGAUGGAUUCAAAGAUGGGCAAUACAACAGCAGCACGGAAACGAGCGUUUUCUUAGUGAAGACGCCGAAAUCAUGAAAAAAAUUCGCGACUUUUUCCACAAAAAACUGUGGAACACACGGGAUGUUUCUGAAAUAGAACUCUGGGCGCUUGAUAUGCAACCUACCGACCGGGGUGUGGUUAUUCUUGCCGCUGCUGUCAAUCAACAGCGUUCCCAGCAAGUGCACUACGCGUUGAUGACGGUUAUUUUUGAACCGGAUAAUUCAUUCACCCUCAAAGAGACAACCGUGAUGCGUUACCAAGGUUUCUAUAGUGCGGAGCGCUUGGCAGAGAUAGUGGAUUUCCGGUUUAUAGCGAAUCGUAGCUUUGUCUACGUUUACAACGACCGAUGCAUCUAUCCGGUGGCAAUCACUGGAACCGGCGGAACUAAUCCACCGGCUUCCGGAGGCAGCAGCGAAGGUAGCAGUCCCACGACACUAUCUGGCGAGGAGGUGGAAAAGAUUGAAUUCCACACUCGCGAGGAUAUGAUACUGAUGGGAAAUUGUUUCCAAAACUCACCGCUCUUUUUCACCCGUCUCAACGGAAUGGUAAUCGUCACGCCAUCCGAUUUCGAUCCCAGUGACAUGUUCAACUCGUCCAUUUCGUCGGAUAUUUUUAACCCGAAUGCGUCCAUCGCCGACACUACCGUUCUCGCGCAGCAGUCGAUCUUUGCACCAGCAACCACUAACGCAGGAAAUUUAAUCCUUUACGAGCUCGACCCGGAAGAAAUCGUUAGCACAGCAACUGCCUAUGAGCAAGACCCGGUGCACCAACUCAAGGCGGCCUUUAUCUACCACAUCAAGCGUAACAAGACAGCGGCGGAAGAAAUCAUCGAUGAGCUGCUAGAAUCAUUCGGUCAGCGAGACAUAAUGGAUGGUGCUCUAGAUCAGACGGUGCUCAAAAUUGCCAUCGACCUUGCUGAAGACACUCCGGCGGCUGAUCCUCGCUGGGAGAUCACGAGCAAACACGCUCUGGGUUCAUCCAUGUCGAUGCAAAUUAUUCAGCAACUGCGUGAAAAAAAUAUUGCCUAUACGCAGUUUAUCGAAUUUCUACACGCCCGGGGUCUUUGGGAUCGCCUCUCCGCAGUCAGCGGUAAUUUCGCGGCCGGAUUCGAUGGUGCCCGGUCUACAGCCUUGUGUCUGUCAGACGUUGGCGAGAAAAUAGUAGCGGCUAUCGGUAUCAAAUGCUUGCAUAACAGUCAUUCGCGAAUAAUGGACGAAGCCAUCAGCCUGGUGUUGCGUCAAUCGAACCGUACUGUUCCGUUUCCCAAUCUGACGCCACAGGAUCUAUUCUAUGCCCAAACUACUCGUGUGGAUGAAUUGUUCAAGGUGCUCGGGGAAUUGGUGGAUGAUUACGUUCGACAGGAGCUGACCCCCGUGCAAAUACAGACGGCGUUAUUCGAGGUGAACACAAUUGUCCUGAGCGUGUUGCAAGAGGUGUUCAAAUAUCGCGAAUCGAAAGCGAGCACAUAUACUGUACGGGAAGAGUUGCGCAACCGAUAUGAGCAAGUACCCUGGACGGCGAUGUCAGGAAAAUACGGGUUAAAAGACGUCCUGUUACAGCUGAUCAAUACAACGCUACGGCAUGGGAUAAAAGGAACGGCGGAACCGGAGUUUCGCAUGAAACACUUUAAGCAUCUGACCGAACUGGUCGACUAUGUAUUGGACGGUCGUAAGACUUAUCUCGAAAGUGUUGGCGAUGAGGAAAAGUAUUCCGUACUACUGCAACAGUACGAGUCACAAAGAAGUGAUCUAAUAUAUCCUUUUGUGGAAGCGCUACAGUAUGAGAUGGCGGCCAAACUAGCGGAAAAGUACUUGGAUUUCCAGACACUAGUUGAAAUAUGCGACAAGACCAACAACCAGGAACGGUUGGACGAGUAUAUAGAACGUUACAAGGAGCACGACUUUUCGCAGUUUGCCAUUAGCUGGCACAUGAACCAGAACAAGCAGGGCGACAUUUUGCAUCGCUUCAAAAAUAACCAAUCCGCGCUGGCACGAUUCCUGGUCGAUCAUCCAUCCAUGGCAUGGAUUCAACUACUGUUUAACGGUGAACUUGCGCAGGCUGCCGAGGUACUACUGUCGCUUGCUCAGCGUGAGAAAGAACUGCUGACACGCAAGAGGGUCAUGCUUUGUCUGGGCAAGCUGUGUCUUCUGGCGGCGGAGGGUGAGAAGCACCAGGAGCAAAUUUGCGGCAUUAACACGGAAUUGGAACUGAUCGAGAUCCAAGAAAACAUUCCACCAGAAGUGUUAGACAUUUUCGGCUACGACACAAAGCACGUCAAGGUGCUCACACCGGAAGAAAUUGUCGACCUUUAUAUCGCCGAUGAGUACAGCAAGUUAAGCGAGAAGGAAUUCCGGUACGCAUUGUCACUGCUGCCCUUCGUUGAGGAACCAAUUGAGGUGCGUCAUCGUAUCUGGUGUGCGGCUAUCCUGCGUGAUUCGUGGGAAGACUACAACAAAAGUGCUCCACUCGAUAGCAUGCAGAACAUGUUGUUUUUUAAGUUGAUCGAUCUGUGCUACAUAUCGGACGUCGGAGAGCUAGAAAACUUCCUGCCGCCGUUGGAGAGUUUCCUGAAUGCUUCCGAGCUUGGUGAACUAACGCAGAGUAAGUCUUUUCAGUAUCUAAUGAAGCUCGGAUACGAGCAUAUCAACGAUUCAUACCGAUAA
Anopheles nili is the source of this 3718-nucleotide messenger RNA. RefSeq names its product nuclear pore complex protein Nup133 (gene Nup133). Gene Ontology annotation, cellular component: nuclear pore outer ring. Bases 113 to 3718 code for a protein of 1201 amino acids. Gene Ontology annotation, biological process: transcription-dependent tethering of RNA polymerase II gene DNA at nuclear periphery; protein import into nucleus; poly(A)+ mRNA export from nucleus. Lineage: Eukaryota; Metazoa; Arthropoda; Insecta; Diptera; Culicidae. The record is from RefSeq and is a predicted model, not a curated record. The transcript is spliced from 5 exons. Gene Ontology annotation, molecular function: structural constituent of nuclear pore; protein binding.